This is a messenger RNA of Chondrus crispus (carragheen), 1068 nucleotides long. Its product is annotated as 2C-methyl-D-erythritol 2,4-cyclodiphosphate synthase. The record is from RefSeq and is a predicted model, not a curated record. Gene Ontology annotation, molecular function: 2-C-methyl-D-erythritol 2,4-cyclodiphosphate synthase activity; phosphoribosyl-ATP diphosphatase activity. The transcript has 3 exons. Gene Ontology annotation, biological process: terpenoid biosynthetic process; L-histidine biosynthetic process. The coding region runs from base 1 to 1068 and encodes 355 amino acids. Lineage: Eukaryota; Rhodophyta; Florideophyceae; Gigartinales; Gigartinaceae.
AUGAAUUCUCUACCUACAACACUUGCAACCAACCGCCCGUGCGAAAGUAACUUUCACAAAGCUGAACACGCGGAGAAGAUUUCGACAGGACUGGGGGCUAGAAAAAUGAUGCGUCCAGCGUUUGUCAACUUCACCACACAUCGACUGCCAAAAGCGUCGCAGCAGAUUCGACGAGUUGCCUGUUCCACGUCACGCCCGCAAGUAGUUGCAGUCUCUGACAUGCGAAUUGGGCAUGGCUUUGAUCUACACAGACUGGAACCAGGUCUGCCGCUUAUUCUAGGAGGCGUUGCUUUAGAACACGAUCGCGGCUGUGCGGGACACUCGGACGGUGAUGCUGUUUACCACUGCGUUGUUGACGCAGUUCUGGGGGCUCUUUCACUUCCAGAUAUCGGCCAACUCUUUCCAGACACCGACUCACGUUUCAAAGACUGCGAGUCCCACGUGUUCAUGACGGCUGCCUACGAGCGCAUGCAGAAGAAGGGGUUCAAGAUUGGUAACAUUGAUGUUACCAUCAUUUUGGAACGGCCGAAGCUAUCUCCGCAUAAGGCCCUCAUUCGACAAAAUAUUGCAGAUUUGCUGCAUGUCGAUAUUGAAAACGUGAAUGUGAAGGCAAAGACGCACGAGAAGGUAGACGCCAUCGGCGAAAACCGGGCUGUCUCUGUUCACGCCGUGACCCUAUUAGUGAGUGAUCAUGAGACGGCGGCGCCGGCCGCUGCGGAAGUGAUUGCCGAGGCAUCGGCUGGAAAAGCGGUUACUGAGCGACUUCUUGGACUUGUAGGAGAUCGAACAAAAGCAAUUCAGAAUGUUACUCAAAAUGGCAAUCGCACUAAACUGUUCUCAAAGGGCCGGCAAAAGAUUGCGCAGAAGGUAGGCGAAGAGGCCGUUGAGGUAGUCAUUGACGCCACCUCUGACAACAUAGAGGGCGUGAUCAAGGAGAGCGCAGAUCUUCUGUAUCAUCUGAACGUGCUUUGGGCGGAUGUCGGUGUCAAGCCAGACGAUGUUUGGGCCGAACUAGAGUCCCGAGAAGGAACCAGCGGAAUAAAGGAGAAGGCAUCCCGGCCCGUAUGA